AUGCGCUUAGCUCACUUGCACAUCCCCGGCCUGAUCUCUUACAGCCACUCACUGCGACUGCAAACGGCCAUUCUAGAGAGAUAUUUCCAACACAAGGAUUGGCUGCGCUCGGUCGGGAGAGAGGCGGCGGGGCCGAGAGGAAGAAGAGAAGGCGAGGCAGCGAGUAAUGCGCGUGUCCCUGUGCUCGACGGCAAGGACCGGGGACCUACAGGGCAGCCGGCGAAAAGUAUCUUCGAUCGAUCAGCUUCGCAUCAUGCUGCUGGUGAGGAUGAUGACGCAGCUGAGGCGCGCACCUGGCUGGCAAGCAGCAUAUCGAAGCCACGACAUGAUCGUGAUCACGAUCGACCAGGCUCGUCGUCGCUUGGCGCCGGAAAUGGAAGUUGCACUACAAAUAGUGCGACGAUUGCCCUCCGCAAUACCAGCUCGCCCUCGUGUCUUGACUCCAGCUCCAGCUCCCAUACGCUCGCGCACAUCCACACUCCCCCGGAUCCUGUCCUCCUGACAUUCAGCACUCCUCCCACCUACACGGUUGGUCGUCGGCACCUCCUGACCAACCCCAUCUCCACGGAUCAACAGUCCCUCCUUUCUGCCAAUGGCCUGGCAACGUUUCACGCCUCCCCGCGCGGUGGACUUCUCACGUACCACGCACCCGGUCAGCUGACCGGCUAUGUGAUUGUCGACCUGCGGAGGUUUGCCAUCAGUGCGAGGUGCUGGGUGAGGUUGUUGGAAGAGAGUGUCAUGCGCACCUGCGGUCGUUGGGGGGUCCGGGCUGGGAGAACGGACGAUCCGGGGGUUUGGGUGCUGGACCAGGAAGAGGAUAAGCGAGGCUCAUCAUCCACGCCAGCAGCCAAACCAUCGGCUCCAAGCGAUCGCAAAAUCUGUGCCAUCGGUGUCCAGGUCUCGCGUGGUGUUACCUCUCACGGCAUCGGGUUGAACGUGUACGACGCACCGCUUCCCUCGGCGUCUCCGUCGUCGGGCCUCUAUGACUUCAUACCCACACAACUAUCCUCUCCCUCGUACGACCCCUCUACGCGAGGCUACUUGUCGUGGGGAUUCAGUCGCAUCGUCGCCUGCGGACUAGAAGGGAAGAGCGUAACUUGGCUGACGAGGGAAAUGUCGCGCUCUUACCCGCCUUCGGGCUCAACAGGACACGGAACCUCAUCUCGGCCUUUCACAGGUGAACCCCCAGGGCGAGGUGCACGGUGCAGCGACGAUGAUCAAGCCAGGCUAGCCGCCGAGCCGAUCCCAAUGGAAUCUGUCGCCGACGUCUUUGCCCGCGAGAUCGUCCACGGCCUAAAUGCCAUGAAGGCCGAGGGCAGGGAGACCGUGCAUGGCGUAUACAGCAUUCGAGAGACGGACCUUCUGUGA
Cladophialophora bantiana CBS 173.52 is the source of this 1368-nucleotide messenger RNA. RefSeq lists its product as uncharacterized. The transcript has 2 exons. Gene Ontology annotation, biological process: protein lipoylation. Gene Ontology annotation, cellular component: mitochondrion. Bases 1 to 1368 code for a protein of 455 amino acids. Gene Ontology annotation, molecular function: lipoyl(octanoyl) transferase activity. The record is from RefSeq and is a predicted model, not a curated record. Lineage: Eukaryota; Fungi; Ascomycota; Eurotiomycetes; Chaetothyriales; Herpotrichiellaceae.